Paramecium octaurelia is the source of this 706-nucleotide messenger RNA. NCBI's taxonomy places the organism in Eukaryota, Ciliophora, Oligohymenophorea, Peniculida, Parameciidae. The record is from the annotation of a GenBank genome assembly.
AUUAAAUGAACGGAGAGAAAAGAAUAGUGGGAUGGAAUGAGUUGGCUGAUCAUAGUAAUCGAACAUCACUUUGGGUUGUGAUAGAGGGAGAGGUGUUUGAUGUAACAACUUAUUUGGCCGAACAUCCAGGAGGUGAUGAUAUCUUGCUUAAAUAUGGUGGAAUGGAUGGGACUUAGAAAUUUCUAGAGGUGAACCAUUCAAAUUAUGCUCGUUCCCUCAGAAAUGCUAGAUUAGUUGGAACACUUACUUCAGAUCCCUAACCAAGUGAUUACGUGAAGGUUGUGAAAUCUAAAAAACAAAAAGUAGAAAUCUGAUGAUCAACUCUUAGAAUAAUUUUAAUCCAAAUCGUUAGAUUUCAUGGGAGGAAUUAGCACUACAUAAUAAAAAGGAGGACUUAUGGAUGGUUAUAGAAGGAAAAGUGUACGAUGUGACAGAUUUCUAAGAUGAUCAUCCAGGUGGUCCAGCAAUCUUGUUGGGAAAAGCAGGUGACGAUGCAACUGCUGCAUUCCAUGAUGCAAAUCAUUCUCAGAGUGCUUACAAGUAAUUAGAGAAAUUAUAGGUGGGUGUAAUAACAGGUAUAAAUAAUUGAAUAAAUUAAAGGAGUUAAACCAAAUGUGAGUGGUAGCGGUUCAAGCACAAAUUUGAUAUUCGUCAUUCUUUUGAUAUUGGCUAUUGGAGCAGGAAUAUAUGUGUUUACAAAAUGAGG